AUGCGAUUAACAAGAGAACAAUUAGAAUCUUGUUUAGAUCCCCGGGAAGAACCUUCUGAAUAUCUUUCAAUUGUUAUUGUUACUCGUGUCGAUAAUUAUGCCGGGGGACAACAUCAUCGACUUCAAAAUUUUAUUGAUUCUGCUUAUAUUUUAGCAGAAAAGACACAGGAAAAUAUUGAAUUAUUGAUUAUUGAAUGGAAUCCACCAAAUGAUAAGAGAAGAGUGAUAGAUGCCUUUAGAUUCAGAAGUUCAAAAUAUUUAAAAUAUAGAAUCAUUACAAUACCCAAUUCACUUCACCAAAUUAUGCAAAAUAGAGGAAAUUCUCCUUUACAUGAAUUUGAAGGUAAAAAUGUUGGAAUUCGAUUUGCUCGAGGUCAAUUUAUAGUCUGUACAAACCAAGAUGAUAUUUGGUCACAUAAUUUUCAUAAUGCCAUCAAGUCUCGGGUAUUUAAAAAAGAUGUCAUUUAUUUACAACAUCAAGAUCAUCAUAAUAUCCAUGACAAUUUACCACCUUCGAUUGUCAAUUUGGAAGCAUUCCCAAAGGAUGAAACUAUUUAUAACAGUUGUAAACUUGGAGAACAAGAUUGGGGAAAUUAUACAUUACCUCCCCCUAUUAAAGUGACUGCUAGUAAUGAAAUUAAAGAUAAAACGAAAACUAUGAAUAUACUUGAAGUGGCAGAUCAAGCAGGUGAUUUUACCUUAGCUCAUAGAGACACAUGGAAGAUUCCAAGGGGUUAUAGGGAGGCAGGUGGUGUUGCAUGGAUGGAUAUUGAAUUUAUUUGUACUGCAGCAUGGACGAAAGAUAUACCUAUUGUUUAUGUUAAACCUGGCUUUACAUGUCAUCAAGAACAUGCGAAUAUAUGGGAAAAUAACAAGGAUGCAAUCAAUGAUAAUCGAAAUAUUGAUAUGAGCAAAAUAGAGCGUAAAGAAAAGAUCUAUAUGAACAAAGAUGGUGAAUGGGCUUUACAAAACUAUGAUAUAUAUGAACAUAAACUAGAAUGUAUUGAAUUUCAAGGUGGACUUGUAUGGUAA
Molecule: messenger RNA, 1032 nt
Organism: Cokeromyces recurvatus
Lineage: Eukaryota; Fungi; Mucoromycota; Mucoromycetes; Mucorales; Mucoraceae
Exons: 6
Coding region: 1-1032 (343 amino acids)
Source: RefSeq, a predicted model, not a curated record